Messenger RNA from Solea solea (common sole), 1682 nucleotides. RefSeq names its product mitochondrial methionyl-tRNA formyltransferase (gene mtfmt). Gene Ontology annotation, cellular component: mitochondrion. The coding region runs from base 107 to 1279 and encodes 390 amino acids. The transcript is spliced from 9 exons. Lineage: Eukaryota; Metazoa; Chordata; Actinopteri; Pleuronectiformes; Soleidae. Gene Ontology annotation, biological process: conversion of methionyl-tRNA to N-formyl-methionyl-tRNA; biosynthetic process. Gene Ontology annotation, molecular function: methionyl-tRNA formyltransferase activity. The record is from RefSeq and is a predicted model, not a curated record.
AGGCGGAAGUGACGGUGAGAAACAUGGCGGUGCCCUUUUUAGACACAUUUGACACAGACAGUAUUUCAGUGUCAUCAUUGAUAGUUUAGAUGUGACGUGUUUUUUCAUGACGGCAGCCGGUGUGAGAAUGUGGCCGAGCAGCAAAGCGGCGGCUCUGCGGCUCCUGAAGCUGCGGCAGCUGCGGAGGAGCAGCACCGCUGUGCGGCGGCUCUGCGGCUCUCUGUCACCCGCAGCUCCACCAGCGUGGAGGCUCCUGUUCUUUGGCUCUGAUCACUUUGCUCUGGAGUCUUUAAAACUGCUCACAGCCAACAACAGGAGCUCCGCAGGGAAGAUAGUGGAGUCUCUUGAAGUGGUCACUCUGUCUCCUGAUGUCCCAGUGACCAGGUUUGCCCAACAGAACCAGCUGGUGGUCCACAGUUGGCCCCCGGACAAUGUGGAUGGACAGUUUGAUGUUGGGGUGGUGGUGUCCUUUGGCUGUUUACUCCACGAGGGACUGAUCAACAAGUUUCCUUAUGGGGUUUUGAACGUUCACCCCAGCCUGCUGCCACGGUGGCGCGGUCCCGCUCCAAUCUUCCACACCAUUUUGCAGGGCGACGCUGUGACGGGCGUGAGCAUCAUGCAGAUCCGCCCUCACAGGUUCGACGUCGGCCCCGUUCUCAACCAGACGCUUCACCGUGUUCCUGACACCUGCACUGCGGACGAGCUCGGAGCCGCUCUGGCGACCAAGGGAGCCAAGCUGCUGAUGGAAACGCUGGCGACUCUGCCCCAGAGACUGGCUCAGAAAAUGGAGCAAAGAGAGGCGAGUGCAACGUUUGCCCCAAAAAUCCACUCCUCUCUGAGCUGGGUGAUGUGGGAGGAUCAGACCUGUGACCAAAUCCAGCGACUGAACCGAGCCAUCGGGUCACGGAUGCCUCUGAGGACCACGUGGAAGGGCACCACCAUCAAACUCCUGGAGUUAGUGGGAAAAUGUCACGUUUCAUUAUCAGAUCCAAACAGAAAACCUGUCCCCGGCUCAGUGACCUACCAGAGAGAGUCCAACACUUUAGCCGUCUGCUGUAAGGACGGCUGGGUGGGAUUCAAGGCAGUGCUCCUGAAAAAACGACUGACAGCUGCUGACUUCUAUAACGGCUACCUGCAGCAGCAGCAGCAGCAACAGCAGCAGCAGCAGCAGCAGCAGCAGCAGCAGCAGCAGCAGCAGCAGCAAGCAGCUGACGGACUGUUCAUCAGCAGGAGAAGUGAAACUAAAGUGAAUCACAUGAGAGGAAAGUUGGCGUCGUGAUGUGACCACAGAGAUUGAUUUCCAGCGCCGAUGUCACCUGAUGGAUCCACUGUGUCUCUGUCGUGACUGUCUGUUUUAAGACAUCUGCGUCUGCAGCACGUUCACUGCAUCACAAACGCCGGGCGCAGUGUCGACGUUUGGCCUGCAGAUGAUGCUGCUUUUUAUUUUUGUUGUUUUUGUGGCAGGGACACAAAGACCCAAAAAUCCGGCCUUUCUUUGAAGAAUCACAAAUUCAAUCAUACCCAGCCGUGAAGUGACAUGAAUGCUUUCAGAGGGAUUUUUAGCCUCUUAUUCAAUCAGAACAUUAUACGUCUAUAAACGUUGACGCCGAUAAAUCAUUGCGUCUCAUGUUUUACUGUAUUUAAAGUGCAACCUUGCAAUUAAAUAAUAUUGUGUGGACUGA